AGCGACUCUGUGCAGAAUCUUUCAAAAGAGUGAGAGAACGAAUUGUCACUAGAAAAUCUACUUAUACAAAAAUGCAAUAUCUUUUUGCCGUUUCAAAAAUUGAACUUUAUCGACAGUGAGUUAUAUAUAAUAUAAAAAGUGAUGCGUUCUUAUAAUUAGUGAGGGGGGUCCUCGCGCGCAGUGAGUCCUUUGGUCCUCUUCGACGGAAACUGGUAUUUUGCCGGGGAUUUUUUUGUGGUACAUCUGCGUGAGACGAAGACCGAGACCGUGAACUUCAAGUGCAAGGAUAAGCGGGAUCUUCCUGUUGCGCUUCCGCGAGAGUCGGCCAACACGGAGAGCUGGAGCUGCUGUACGACUUUUCUCCUUCGCGGAUUGCCUUCCUAGGGUUGUUUGGCAAUGGCGCCAUCUCAUGGUUGCGUAAGACGGAGAUUGAGCAGGUUGUGGAGAAUUUUCAGGAUUUCGAGUAUGAUACGUUCAACAAGGACAGAUUGGGUCAGGAGACCUGCCUUCCUCAAGACCCGAUGAAGGCUGUACACGAGUGUAAACAGCCUGUUCCGACGGCUUCCGCAGCCAAAUCCACGUUACUCGAGGUUCUUCCUGAUGGUGAGGUUGUGUCAUCCGGGCAGACAACAGUCGCCGAUGGCAGUCUUUUCAGCGGCGCGGUGGAUCAGACCCAGAGUGCAAACGCGGUCGUCUCGGUAACGCGGCAUCCGGAGGAUCCGCCGAUCCAGGAUGUUCCGCGUGUGCGCGCGGAGAAAAGAACAGGUACUAUGGGUUGGGUUUUCAUCAUCUUCCUCAUAGAUGAGUUGUAAUGCAUACCAAAAAGAAAAACUACCAUGGUGUUAAGACGAUUGUAAAAAGGGGGAUCCCCGAGUCCGUAGAUUACUCAAGAAAUUGCCUCUAGCAAGUGGAUCACUCAAGAGAGCAAUGCGUCUCCAAUAUAGCUGACCGCGAGAAAAGGAGACAGCAAUAUUUAUCGAUCUCGUUUUCUGGAGCUAGUGGAUACCAGUUCAGAAGAAGCUCAGGCAAACCGAUAGCUUGUUGUUGCGUGAAUUUUGAAAAGAGAUUCGGAACUAUGCCAGGUACUAGAUAUAUUUAUUUAGUAGGUCAGCGAUUUGAUCAUGAUCUUGUUAGGUCCACAAACGUUAAAGAGGUUUAGCACUUGCUUUGAAGGACAAGUAUCCAAAAAGACGCGAAGAAAAUAAGUCAGUUUUUUUAUCAACUUUUCUCAAAUUCAGAGCAAGGUAGUUACAUCAAUAUUCACACUUUCUCCCUCAGGUAAUAAUUCGAGCAGAAACCACGAGUUAGCUACUUCAGAACUCUCGACCAGGAUAGGUAUGUGUUAGCAAACAAUUUAAAACUUCGUUUUCAAGAGAAAGCAAGUUGGGGACUCGAGAACAAGGAUUUGCAUGAACAUGUGGGACUUUCUUUGCCUGUGUACAAAUACAGGCCUCAUGGUGUGACGCAGUUGAAGGUUUCGAAGUCCGAAAUCCCAUGCAUUAUGCAGGCUAUGUUUCAAUGAUAUAUUCAUCUGUACAAUCAUUUUCAUUUUUGACUUCUUUCUGAAAGUAGGAAUAAGCACAAAAGGGAGGUGAGUAAUGCAGCCAUGCUAUAUUGUAAUCGAAAAAUUGAAUCAGAAUUCCAACACAUCACCUUUAUUUUCAAGUCCGUUCCUUUUCGUGACUACAUGUACAACGCAGUCACUUCCCAUUUUUCGGGUCUUCUGUAUUUUGUACUCUUUCCUGGUUUUGUUUCAAUAGUUUUGAGGUCCAUUGAUCAUUGUCGUUUUUUUUCAUUUGGUUCGUAUCUGUGCUUCUGAAAAAUGCUAGUUUUCUCUGCGCUCAUCGCCGCCAAUGCUGUAAAUUGGAACAGGUACUCGUGCCUGUGGAGAUUGAGGUUUGUGAAAUUAGAUAACCGACUUUUUGGCAAAGUUAGAUGACGAUCCAUUUGCGCUGAAAGUGCAUCGCUCGUUUCCGUCUGUCUUCGAAGACACGUAAACGCAAACAGUAGCUAGCUCAGAACCUGUGGUGCUUUAUCCGUCGCUCUUCAUUUUCCUAUUCUACAAGAACGCUCGCGGGCCAAUUUUGCUGUUGACGGACUCACGAGAUGAAGAAAGGAACUUGGAGAACGACGCAGUCAAUUUCCACGAAUGAUUAUGUGGAUAUGAUGAAGAGGUUUUUCGAGGAGUUCAGCACCAAGAACUGAUAUUCAUUGAGC
Molecule: messenger RNA, 2217 nt
Organism: Amoebophrya sp. A25
Lineage: Eukaryota; Dinophyceae; Syndiniales; Amoebophryaceae
Source: the annotation of a GenBank genome assembly